This is a messenger RNA of Cucumis melo (muskmelon), 636 nucleotides long. RefSeq names its product protein TRANSPORT INHIBITOR RESPONSE 1-like. The record is from RefSeq and is a predicted model, not a curated record. The transcript has 3 exons. The coding region runs from base 49 to 636 and encodes 195 amino acids. Lineage: Eukaryota; Viridiplantae; Streptophyta; Magnoliopsida; Cucurbitales; Cucurbitaceae.
UGGUCAUUCAUUUCCAAGUCUUUUAAGAAUUUUAAGGUUCUUGUGUUGAUGACUUGUGAAGGGUUCAGUACUGAUGGGCUUGCGGCCAUUGCUGCUAAUUGCAGGAAUUUGAAAGUAUUGGACUUACGAGGGAGUGAUGUGGAAGAUCUGAAUGGGCAUUGGCUCAGCCAUUUUCCUGAUACAUAUACGUCAUUGGUAUCUCUCAAUAUUGCUUGUUUGGGGUCUGAGGUGAGUGUAUCAGCACUGAAGCGUCUAGUGGACAGGUGUCCAAACUUAAGGACACUGCAUCUCAAUCGUCCAGUUCCCCUUGAUAGGCAUGCCAACCUACUUCGUCGUGCCCCUCAGCUGGUUGAGUUUGGUGCUGGAUGCUAUAUGGCUGACUUGAGAUCUGAAGUUUUUUCGAGCUUAACUGGGGCAUUUACAAGCUGCACAGAAUUGAAGAGUCUGUCAGGAUUUUGGGAUGUUGUCCCUGCAUACCUUCCUUUCGUUUAUCCAACAUGCUCUCGGCUAACAUCCUUAAACUUAAGCUAUGCUACAAUUCAUGUGACGAUCUUACAAAGCUUAUCAGUCAAUGUCAUAAUUUACAGAAGCUUUGGUUCAAGAUGUAUCGUAAAUGCAGCUGCUGGACUUCAUUGA